AUGAAACGUUGCGCGAUUUAUUGUACCAGUAGCCAACAAGCUGUAGUAUCUCCGAAGGUUGGAAUUGUCUUAGAUUUUGUUGAUCACCAAACACGCAGAGAUCUCAACGUAAGACAUUAUCAUGACACACACAUGGCAUCAACCCCCGUUCGUCCGCCUACCGAAAGCCCUACCCGAUAUUAUUCAUAUGCAACACAUAUUGUAUCUACUCGAAAUAACUAA
This is a messenger RNA of Botrytis byssoidea, 222 nucleotides long. RefSeq lists its product as uncharacterized. The transcript has 2 exons. Bases 1 to 222 code for a protein of 73 amino acids. The record is from RefSeq and is a predicted model, not a curated record. NCBI's taxonomy places the organism in Eukaryota, Fungi, Ascomycota, Leotiomycetes, Helotiales, Sclerotiniaceae.